GAGAACCUUCGAGCACCACCAGCCCACCAGCGUUCAACACCCUGCGCCGCAUCAUCAAGGAGAAGGACGAGCUUUCCGCCGCCGUUACGGGGGCCUCCGCAGCCCCCCCCACCACCACCAUGAGACCCCCCCCAUUCACGGAGCCGCCCCCACCCCCACUGAGGACCCCCUCAGGGCCCACGUUCCCCCACCUGAGGAUGAGACCCCCCCCCGCCCGCCGCCGCGCCCCCCCACCGCCACCAUUGCCACCCCCUGCCCCACCACUGCCAGGGAAGUGCCCCCCUGCUGCCCCCCCCCUGCCGGGAGCUUCGCCAUCCAUCGCCCUCACAGUGGGGCUGUCAGCCAUCCGGAUCAAGAAACCCAUCAAGACCAAAUUCCGGCUCCCUGUCUUCAACUGGACGGCCCUAAAACCCAACCAGAUCAAUGGCACCGUGUUCAGUGAGCUGGAUGAUGAGCGGGUGCUGCAGGACCUGGACCUGGAUCGCUUUGAGGAGCUGUUUAAGACCAAAGCUCAGGGCCCGGCCCUGGAUUUACUGUGCCCUAAAAGCAAAGGGACACAACGAGCCGCCCCCAAAGUGACGCUGCUGGAAGCCAACCGUGCCAAGAACUUGGCCAUCACCCUGAGAAAGGCCGGACGCUGCCCCGAGGAGAUCUGCAGGGCCAUCCACACCCUGGACCUGGCUGUGCUGCCCGUGGACUUUGUGGAGUGUUUGAUGCGCUUCGUGCCCACGGAGGCGGAGCUGAAGCUGCUGCGCUGCUACGAGCGGGAGCGUCGAGCGCCGGAGGAGCUGUCGGCGGAGGAUCAGUUCAUGCUGCAGUUCAGCAAAGUGGAGCGGCUGCCGCAGCGCAUGGCGGCCAUGGCCUUCAUGGGCAACUUCGGGGACAGCAUCGCCAUGCUCACACCGGUACGGCGGGGUGCAGGGCAGGGGGUGCAGCAAGGCCUGAGGGGUGCUGCAAUGCAACCGGUGUGCUGCAAUGCAGUGAGACCUGUGGUGUGCUGCAAUGCAACCAGUGUGCUGCAAUGCAACCGGUGUGCUGCAAUGCAACCGGUGUGCUGCAAUGCAGUGAGACCUGUGGUGUGCUGCAAUGCAACCGGUGUGCUGCAAUGCAACCGGUGUGCUGCAAUGCAAUGAGAGCUGCGGUGUGCUGCAAUGCAACCGGUGUGCUGCAAUGCAACAAGGCCUGCGGUGUGCUGCAAUGCAAUGAGAGCUGCGGUGUGCUGCAAUGCAACCAGUGUGCUGCAAUACAAUGAGAUCUGUGGUGUGCUGCAAUGCAACCGGUGUGCUGCAAUGCAAUGAGACCUGUGGUGUGCUGCAAUGCAACCGGUGUGCUGCAAUGCAACCAGUGUGCUGCAAUGCAACCAGUGUGCUGCAAUGCAAUGAGAGCUGCAGUGUCCUGCAAUGCAACCAGACCUGCACUGUGCUGCAAUGUAAUGAGACCUGUGGGGUGCUGCAAUGCAAUGAGAGCUGCAGUGUGCUGCAAUGUAAUGAGACCUGCGGGGUGCUGCAAUGCAACAAGGCCUGCACUGUGCUGCACUGUGCUCUGCUUUGCUUUGCUGUGCCCUACUCUGCUCUGCUCUGCUCCACAAUGCUCUGCAGCCUCCUCCCCUUGCAUUGCCUUGCAUCCCCUUGCAUUGCCUUGCAUCCCCUGCAUUGCUUUCCAUCCCCUUGCAUUCCUUUGCACGCUUCCUGAUCACACCUUGCUCUGCACCCUGUUGCACGCUUUGCUUUUCAAGCUCUUUGUGCAGGGCAGCUCUGCAAAUACAGACCCUGAGGGGGGGGGUUAGAA
This is a messenger RNA of Coturnix japonica (Japanese quail), 1788 nucleotides long. NCBI's taxonomy places the organism in Eukaryota, Metazoa, Chordata, Aves, Galliformes, Phasianidae. The record is from RefSeq and is a predicted model, not a curated record.